CGUGGCAAUGAGUGUAGCCGGCCGGCGCUUGAGCUGCUUUCAGUCUAACGAUACAAACACUUUGCAACGGUUAUACGCUACGCUCGCUUCUACUGUAGAUUUUCCCGCGUUUUCCUAAAUAAUAAUUACGAUCGAAUUCAACUUUUAUAUAAAUUAUAAUUUAAUAUACUUAAAUUAAAAAUAUUUUAGUAAUCAAUUUAAAAAGUAGUGCGAUUCUACAUGGUCGAAGAGGGAAAUAAAAAUUUUCCUAGCAUCAUGAGGAAAUGCUUCAAGAUGGGUCUAUUUAAGAUAAUCCCAAGUCAAAAGAACAAAGAGAAAUCAGUUGCAGCCGGACCUGAACCGGAAGAUGUUGUAUCUACAGUCAUUGGCAACUACGGACGAUGGCAGCUACUGAUGACUUUUCUCCUAGCGAUGUUCUCCUUCCCUUGCACAUUCCACAUAUAUUUACCUACAUUCACGGCUAAAUCUACGAAGUUCUGGUGUAGAUUACCGGAGAGUUUAGCUGGUCUGCCAAUAGAGAACUGGAUUAAUUACAGUCAACCAGUAGACGCGUGCUAUGUCCGUGAAUUACCGAAUGGAAUUACUGUCGAAAGUAUACUAAAUAAUACAGCACCUGUCCUCGAUUCGUUCCUCAAAUGUCAGCAAUGGGACUACGAUCGAUCAGAAGUUGGUGAAACGAUUAUAUCAGAAUGGAAUCUAGUAUGUGACAAUGCAGGAUUGACAAAUCUCGCUGAAGUUGUGUUCCUUAUCGGUGUCGGAAUCGGUGGCGUCGUGGGCGGUUGGAUUUCUGACAAAUUCGGGCGAAAACGCAUCUUGAUGGGUAUGAUGAUCUGUCAGUGUGUGCUUGCUAUAAUAUCGUUACUGGUUCGUUCUUACAUCCAGUACGUUGCGGUGCGUCUCAUCAUGGGUCUUGUAUCCGUAUCAGUGGUGUAUGCAGCAUUCGUGCUCUCCGUUGAAUUGGUGAGCGGCAACUGGGUGACAAUUGCCGGCGUCUGCAAUUUCUUCCCUCUGCCACUGGCUUACGUCAUCGUGUCUCUCCUCUCAUUACUGCUACCGAAUUGGAGAGAUUUACAACUGUCACUCUCACUACCGGGAUGCUUCCUGCUAUUACUAUGGUUCGUUUUACCUGAAUCACCAAGAUGGUUAAUUGGCAGGGGACGUAUUCAAGAAGCAAAGGAAAUUAUUGUUAAAGCAGCUAAAUUUAACAACCGUGCGAUACCCGACGACAUAGACAAAAUGUUAUUGUUGAGCAAACCCGAGACUGAAGCCGAGCAACCAAGUAUUGUGAUGCUUUUCAAAGGAUAUCUAUUAAAGCAUACCUUUUGUUUGUUCAUCGCUUGGUUUUCUAUGACCAUAGCAUACUACGGACUUUUGUUGAACAUCGGAAACUUUAACUUGGGCAAUCUUCAUGUUACUUCUAUAAUCCUUGCUAUUGUAGAAAUACCAGCGAUCGCUGUUAGCAUUCCGAUAUUGUUAAAAGCCGGGAGAAAGAUACCAAUUUUCAUAAGUAUGUUCAUGUGUGGAAUGGCUUGUGUCGCAAGUGAGUUAUUCUCAAUCUCCUUUGAAGAUGAUUGGAUCAUGAUUGCUUGCUUGAUGGUUGGGAAGUUCGCGAUCGGCUCUUCAAAUAUGAUGAUGCCUAUAUUUACGGCAGAGCUGUACCCGACUUUGAUAAGAAAUCUCGGAGUUGGUGUCAGUCAAGUAGCUGCAGGAUUAGCACUGAUGUGUAUCCCGUAUUUGUGGGAAUUGACCGCUUUGAACAAACAUUUGCCGAUGGUGACGAUAGCAGCCUUGAGUGCAGUUGGCGGUGGCAUUGUUCUUUUGCUGCCAGAAACGACGCGGACCAAAGAAAACAAAAAACCUGCCUUCGACAGCUCUUCGCCGUGCAAUGGGACCUUCACUAUUUGUGAUGAAAGAGGAUAUCAGAAUUAAUUCCAAUCCGCCAAAAUAAAGGAAUGAAUCUGUGUAAAUAUUGUAAAUAUCUAUUUAACCAUUUAAAAACUUAGUAGAUUAGUGAAAUCAUUCCGAAUUUGAUGAAGUAUGAAUGAAAUGCAAAUCAGUGCAAGCAAUCUUGUUUUAAAAGUCAUAUCAAAGUAGGAACGUCUAUACUAGUUAGUCAAAAACAAUUGAAUAAUUGUGAAAACGUAACUUAAAAAAUUGCAUAGCAAUUGUAGUUAUUGGUAUACUCAGGAAGACCGAUGUAUUUGAAUGCCUGUAUCUAACCGACAAGAAUAAUUGUGAUUAUGUACGGAUUUAGAAAAAGCGAUGAAUGUCUUAACUGAACCGUGCCAAAAGAAAAUCGUAAUGACUGCCUUCUUGUCUGAAUUAUAAGCGUGAUGUUGAUUAAAAGUGAAAUGAAGUUUUAAUACGAUUAUUAAUAAAUUAAUUACAUUUAAGUAUUUUAACAAUUACGUGAUACAAUGACUAACAUUAAAAUUA
Molecule: messenger RNA, 2436 nt
Organism: Papilio xuthus (Asian swallowtail)
Lineage: Eukaryota; Metazoa; Arthropoda; Insecta; Lepidoptera; Papilionidae
Product: organic cation transporter protein
Exons: 7
Coding region: 220-1929 (569 amino acids)
Biological process (GO): transmembrane transport
Cellular component (GO): membrane
Molecular function (GO): transmembrane transporter activity
Source: RefSeq, a predicted model, not a curated record